UGCAAUAAGUUAUGACAGCUAUGGUUCUUGAGCACAAAAUUACAUAGUUUUCUUCUUUGUGAUUGUUGUCUCUCAUUUGAUAACCGUUACAAUCGGCAGUUUCUUGAUUUCCUGAACAGUGUGAUUCAUUAUGAAGCUGGAGGUGCCACAUAACUUUGAAGAUGUUGCUGUUGAGUUUUCAAGUGAAGAGUGGAAGAUGCUGAGUGAACAUGACAAAGAAUUACACAGGGAGGUGAUGGUAGAGAACUAUGAGAACAUGAUUUCUUUAGGUUAUAACAUCCCACUGUAUGAACUUCUGUUACUUAUGAAAAUUGAAAGAAUUCAGUCUGAUGAGACUGAAGGAAAGACAACAUUGCAACAAAGGCAACUUCUGGGUAACAGAACCAGCAUCAGCGGGAAUGGAGAAUUUGGUGUCAUCCAGAGUCUGCAGUCAUCUUAUAGGAAACACAUUAAUGCAGAAUGUGUCAGAUCUCUGCCUGAUGAGAUGCUUGUCAUAAGGCAAGACUCAGUUAAGAUUGAAACCAAACAUAAUAACUGUAGACAAAGUAAAGAGGACUUUGUCAUGAAAACUAAAUUAGAAAAGCAUCUGCAAACUGAUGCAGAGGAAAUGCCAUGCAGCUCACUUAAUCAUAGCAACAGUCUAACAUUUUAUAGUAACAGUGUAACUGAUCAUCUAAGUGACAGUGGGGAAAUGGAAAAGAUUUCCUUACCAGCACAUAUGCAAAAACUUAUUAGGCAGGAUUUGUAUAAAGGUGUUAUGAAUGCCGAAGAUUUUACAGGUAGAAAAAAUGAAACACUGCAGAAGAUCAGUCAUACUGGUCAGAAUCCCUUUACCACACAUGACAAAAGUUUUACACAGAACAAUGACAUGGCAGUACUUCAGGGUGCCCAGGUUUGGCAAAAGUAUCUUCAAAGUAUCCACACUAUCCUAAAACCCUAUAAAUGUACUACAUGUGACAAGAGCUUUGCAUACAAAGGCAGCAUGUUGAAUCAUCAGGUACAGUGUGGGCAGAAGCCGUAUAAAUGUUCCAUGUGUGACAAGAGUUUUGUAAACAAGACUUACAUGGUUAGACAUCAGUAUACCCAUAGUGCAGAAAAAGCAUAUAAAUGUACCAUGUGUGACAAGAGUUUUAUACAGAAGAGCCAACUGGCACUUCAUCAGAAGAUACAUACAGGACAGAAACCAUACAAAUGUGCCACAUGUGACAAAAGUUUUGCAUACAAAAGCAGUAUGGUGACUCAUCAGAAGCUUCACAGUGGGCAGAAACCAUAUAAAUGUACCAUGUGUGACAGAAGAUUUAUACAGAAGAGCAAACUGGAACUUCAUCAAAAGGUGCAUACUGGGCAGAAGCCAUAUAAAUGCACCAUGUGUGACAAGUGUUUUGUGAUGAAGAGUCAACUGGUACUUCAUCAAAAGAUGCACUCUGGGCAAAUACCAUAUAAAUGUACUGUAUGUGGCAAGAGUUUUUUACAGAAGAGUAACUUGGUGACACAUCAAUAUAGCCAUAGUGGGCAAAAGCCUUAUAGUUGUACAAUUUGUGACAAGAGUUUUGCAUAUAAAAAUUUAUUGGUGAUGCAUCAGUAUUCCCAUAGUGGACAGAAGCCAUAUAAAUGCACCAUGUGUGACAAGAGUUUUGUACGGAAGAAUUGCUUGAUGAUACAUCACUAUACACACAGUGGUCAAAAGCCAUAUAAAUGUACCAUGUGUGAUAAGAGUUUUGUAAGGAAGCAUUAUUUGAUGAGACAUAACUAUACCCACAGUGGGCAGAAGCCUUAUAAAUGCACCAUGUGUGACAAGAGUUUUGUGCAGAAAAGUCAACUGGUAUACCACCAGAACACACAUAGUGGGCAGAAGCCAUAUAGAUGCACUAUGUGUGACAAGAGUUUUGCAUCCAGAAGCAGUAUGGUGACUCAUAAGAGGCUGCACUUUGAGCAGACACGGUAUAAAUGCACCAUGUGUGACAAGAGUUUUGUGCAGAAGAGGCAGUUGGUAUACCAUCAAAACAUGCAUACUGGACAGAAACCAUAUAAAUGCACCAUGUGUGACAAGAGUUUUGGAUACAAAAGCAGUAUGGUGACUCAUCAGAGGCUCCACAGUGGGCAGAAGCAGUAUAAAUGCACCAUGUGUGACAACAGUUUUGUGCAGAAGAGGCAACUGAUACUUCAUCAGAACAUGCAUACUGGGUCAGAAUGGAGGGAGACGUCAGCAAGUAAAGGGGAGUAGUAUUGUUGGAACUGGAUUCAUCCUCAAGUCUUGGUGAGUACUUUCAUGUGAUGGACCCUAUUUUUCCCAAAAUCUCACCAAGGUGACACUGAUAUAUAAACUGUAUUUUAUGU
Protopterus annectens (West African lungfish) is the source of this 2337-nucleotide messenger RNA. Its product is annotated as zinc finger protein 2 homolog. Lineage: Eukaryota; Metazoa; Chordata; Ceratodontiformes; Protopteridae. Gene Ontology annotation, biological process: regulation of DNA-templated transcription. The record is from RefSeq and is a predicted model, not a curated record. The coding region runs from base 131 to 2224 and encodes 697 amino acids. The transcript is spliced from 4 exons. Gene Ontology annotation, cellular component: nucleus.